AUGUCAAGUAAUAAUAAUAAUAAUAAUAAUGAUAAACCAAAGGCAAAGGAAGAUAAGUCCUUCAGAGAGAUACUAUCAUAUUGGGCUGUGAAGGAACCAACAAAGGGCAAGGACAAGGCUACCUCGCCUGUUGCCUCAAAGUCACCAUCUGUGACUUCAGUACAAUCUUCAGUCCCAGCACCCACAUCUGUUGCCACACAUGACCAAGCCUCGGCCUCAGUUGAACAGGUGUUGCCAUCACAACCUGUCAACAUUGAACAACCCGUCACAACACAUGCACAGGAACAGUCACAGACUGUACCAGAGCAACAACAACAACAUCAACAAGAACAAGAGCAACAACUUGUGAAUGACAUCUUGCAAAAGGUUGAGCAACUUGAUGGCUAUGCCAAUGUUCCCGCCAAUACCAAUGUACCUGCCAUUGCCAAUGCCUAUGACAAUGCCCAUGACAAUGAUCAGGAGGUCGUGGGAGAUGAGUCGGAGCAAGUGCCAACAUCCACGUCAAACAACAUACAGGACCAACCAAUUCAGUUGUCCGUGACCUCGGUCACAUCAUACUCUAACAGCAUCGGCAGUGCCACCCCCGCCGACUUGGUGUCGUCAGGUUGGGCUCAGGUAUCUCGCGUGUCCACCAACCCUUAUGUUCCAAUCACAAGGUCCGAUCGAACAGAGUCGGAUGAUGAUGAUGAGACAUCGAUCAGUAGCGACCGUGUGGUCGGCCAGUCUGACUCUGGCUCGGGCUACUCGUCGUCAUAUUCACAGUACGGUGGUAGCGCCAGUGGCGGCAACUCCAACGCAUAUGACAGCGAGGUUGACUCAUACCUCGCCUACUCCACUGGCUACAAGACACAGAAGCCCAAGCGCGACAUUAACAUCUUCCAGCACAACAUCCCCAAGGUGGACAUCACCCGCCCUGGCGCCCCCAACGAUGAGCCAGAGCUGGUCGCACCAGAGAAAGGCUGGAACGAGACGUUCCAACAACUUCUGGACCUGCCCGACUCUGAGGCCAAGUAUGAGACACUGUCCAACUUUGCCAACAACUUUGUGUACAGUGCCAACACAUUUGGAAAGAUAAUCAUCUCGGAGCGCAACGUACCCGAUGAGUUCAAGACCAUCAAGCCACUGGAGAUUGGUGGAGUGGCCGGUGGCCAGAAGUUCAAGUGCAAUGACAUUAUCUUCAAGUUCGUCGUGGACACUGAGAUUGCACCGGGCGUCUGGAUGUACGGUGACACCACACGCUCCGAUGAGAAGGCACAGAAGUCGGCCAGUCACGAACUCAAGGGACUCAAUCAUUUCAUGGACCAUUCCAAGGGCAUCAUUCGAUUCCCUCUCGUAUCGAUCAUUGACUAUGCUGGCUACCGUCUGCUCGCAGUCUCUUGUCUGCCCAUCACCAAGAGUUCGAUUGUGUAUGGAUCAAAUGAUGGAGGUCGCACAAUGCACAACUCGGAGCCCAUUGUCGAGGCAGAGAUGAUCAGAAUGGCUGGUCUACUCAACAUCAAAGGACAUUUCUCUGGUCUAACCACGCCAACCCUCAUCUAUGGACCAGGUGACAUUGAAGUCCACAAAGGAUCAGACAACAGAUUCUACAUGAUUGACUUUGCAAGGACAUUCCCACCAGAGUAUCCAAAAAAUUCUGAUGACUAUAUUGGACGUGAAAUAUUCUAUGCUCUGUUGCGUCCAGAGCUUGUCAAGCUAUCCAAGACCAAGUUGAGCUCUGACGCCCUCUCUGGCUGGCAGUCUGGCAAGGAUGAAGAGGAGUGUAACACUGAAGUGCACCAAGCUACUCAAAUCCUGCAUGAUGAGGCCAUCCCUGAAUGUGCAGAGCUCAUCUCCAAGUCAUCUGAGGAGGAUAAGAAGUUGGAGCGUGAACGCCAGACCAUGUUCUACUCAGACUUUAUCAGACCAGUUGGAACAAAGGAGACAGAGUUCUACAAUAAGAUCGUCAGACUGAUUAGACUUGUUAACUUGGUUCACGCCAGAGGCAUCAAUCUGAGAUACCUUGGACAUGUUUGUCAGAGGAUAACCGAUCACUCUCUCAAACAAUUGUUGAUGACAGAGUUGGUGGCACGCGUCUGGAAGAAGAUCAUCAAGGCUAUGAUCCGUGAGAAGAUUGAGAAGACCAACAGGCCAACCACUGAGCCACAACGCGUCAUCUCUGACAUCUUUGCACUGUUGCUUGACAAGAAGCACAAGUCCGACUACAAUGAGUUCUGGACCCUUAUCAAGUUUGGCACAUUCAAGUUCUCGGCCAUCAAUGCCUUCCCAGGAUGUCUCUCACCAGCUCAGAUGAGCUCAGAAUUCGACUUAAGACCAUCAUUCGAUUGCAAGUUGUUGGUGGCCAGACUGGUCCAGAUGCUUGGCAUCCAGAUCAAUUCGGAUGCAUUCUCACAGUUCAUCAACAACCCUCACUAUAUCAUCAACUUACAUGAUAUCGAGCGAAUGGACUCCACUGCCAAGUAUCCGGCAGUGAUUGACAUGGCCUCAGGUUCAAGUCUAAUCUACAAGAUUCAAAAGAUGAGCGGAAUCAUCCCGACUCCACCAGAAGUCAUCAGAUGGGUGGAUAUUGCCCUCAACAAACUUCGUUCUGCCUCUCGCUCCAUGCCCCAAUCACCCAAGAUCAUCUUGAAGCAGGCGUUGACCUACAUCACUUUGGCCAACAUGAACCUGGACGCAUCGAUGGCCUUCAAGUAUCUGACUUGUGCCAAUCACAUCGUCCGCGAGCUGUCGCUGAACGAACUUAGCACCGAUGACCGCUCACAAGUCCUCGCACUCUGGGGCAUCAUCCACGUAAAGAUGGCCUCGAUCGACCUCUUCCACAACUUUGACUUUGUCCAGUUCAACAAGGGCCUGGACACGGCACAAGAUAUGAUUGAGCGAUCACUGGCUAUCAACCCAAUUUACAUGGAUCUAUACCUCAAGCAGUGCAUCAACCUGGACCCACCUGUCAACUCGGACUGGGAGGUCUCAGAGGGCAUGAACAAGUCGAUCGUGCGUGAGCUCAUUUCGAUCAAGUACCUCAUCAGGAACAUCUCUGUCGAUGGCUAUCUCAGGACGUUCAUCUCACUGGCCAUUGAGGGCGUCAAGUACCUUAGCGGCCUGGAGGUCAUCGCAAACAUUGCUCAGGUCAUCGACGAUCAGACCAUGGAGGACCUGUUUGAUUCCCUCCCCAACCUGUUCACAAUCGAUCUGACCAAGGCCGCACUGUCGCCAUGGAGUUGCCACUUGAUCACAAAGAUGAAGUACCUCAGGAAGAUGACUCUGUGCGACUUCCACAUUAAGAAGCCCAAGUACAAGGCCGAGCAGCAGCCCGGCGAUAAGCCAGUCUCUGCGGACGAGGACCUGAUCCUCGAGGUUGACCAGUUCCUGCGUCGCCUGCUGAGCAACUGUACCAUGUUGUCUUGUCUAAAGGUGGACAUCAGAUGGCUGGAGGACAAGCAUCUCCAGGGCAUGGCUCAGUACAUGGGCAACCUGACCGAGUUGUACAUUAACUGCAAGGGUCUCACCGAUGCCAUCAUUAUUGAGAUUGCGCCAUACCUCAAGAAUGUCACCAAGCUGUCGUUGACUCAAAGCUACUCCAUCACGGACAAGGGUAUCAUCGCGGCCAUUGAGUCUUGUAACCCGCUCAGCGAGCUGUCUGUGAGCAUGAAGCUCACCGACGAGUGUGGCAAGGUCAUUGCCAACAAGGCCUGCAACCUGACCUCACUGAGCAUAUACAGUUGUCGCUUCAGUGCUCAGGUCAUCUCGGACAUCCUUCGCAACGCUCCAUUGAUCGAAACUUGUGACCUCACCAGCACAUCAGCCGACGACAGUUGUCUGGCCGCAUUGGCAUCGCAUGGUGCCAAGAACCUGAAGCGCCUCUACCUUGCCUGGACCAGCGCGAUUGCAAGCGACGAGCCCAGCCCCGACCUCGAGGAGUUCCUCAGCAAGUGCAACCUGUCCAACUUGAAGCUACUCCAGAUGUCCCAGUACAAGGGCGAGUACAACCUUCUCUGGCGUCUGCUUGGCAAGAUGCCAAACCUCGUUGAACUUGACCUUCCCAACAAGAUCCAUCUGCCCUCGUUCAUCGAUGCACAUACCGCGCUGAUGGACAAUGCCGAAUGCGUGCAAGAGGUGGCACUGGGCGAGAUCACCAAGCUCAGGAUGCUCAUGUCAAUCGUCUCACUGCAGUCACUGAUCGCCAUGCUUGAGCUGGCGCCACAGAUGGAGCGUCUGUCACUGUCGGCCAUGACCUUUAUCAAUGAGAAGAGCUACGUGAUUGAGUUGAACGACUCGGUCGUCGACGCAAUGUGUCCAUAUCUCCAACACAUCAAGGAGCUCGACCUGUCCAACCUGGCCAUUGACAAGAGACAAGUCAGUCGCUUCAUCAAGUCCUGUCCACAACUCGUGCGUCUCUGUCUAAACAACUGCAAGCAGAUCACCGCCCAAAUAGCCUACGAUCUUGGCUUUGAGUAUCCAAACGUCACAUUCGAGGCCAGAUAA
Acytostelium subglobosum LB1 is the source of this 4479-nucleotide messenger RNA. RefSeq lists its product as hypothetical. The record is from RefSeq and is a predicted model, not a curated record. The transcript is spliced from 4 exons. Bases 1 to 4479 code for a protein of 1492 amino acids. Gene Ontology annotation, biological process: intracellular distribution of mitochondria. NCBI's taxonomy places the organism in Eukaryota, Evosea, Eumycetozoa, Acytosteliales, Acytosteliaceae. Gene Ontology annotation, molecular function: mRNA binding. Gene Ontology annotation, cellular component: cytoplasm.